Molecule: messenger RNA, 1835 nt
Organism: Ostreococcus tauri
Lineage: Eukaryota; Viridiplantae; Chlorophyta; Mamiellophyceae; Mamiellales; Bathycoccaceae
Product: unnamed product
Exons: 1
Biological process (GO): endoplasmic reticulum to cytosol auxin transport
Source: RefSeq, a predicted model, not a curated record
GCGCGGCGCGGGCGCGGGCGGCGGACGACGAUCGGGACGCGGCGGAACGGGCGGCGAUCCCGUCGGAUGCGGACGCGAACGACCGCGGAGAGGGGCGGGGGGGCGAUGGAGACGCGAUCGAGCGCUCGGUGGAGGGAUCGAGCGAGGAUUCGGUGGAUGAGGAGGAGCUGGAACGGCGGGCGCGGGGCGAGGAACGCGAGGCGGAUCAAGUGUCGAGACGCGUGUUCGGCGCCGAGGUCGACGAUCGCGCGCUGAAGUGGACGAGGAGUAUUUUCUUGGCGGGUGCGUUUUUGGUCGCGCUCGCGGCGUGGCCGAGGGCGAUCAGUUGGUUGUGUUCGUAUUUCGAGCCGCUCGACACCGCGGUGGCGGCGUUCGAGUCGCUGACGUCAAACGUGGGGUUCGAUCUGCGCAUCAUGCGCGCGACGGCGACGGCGACGUUCAAGAUGGUUGCGUUGUGUGCCGUCAUCACGGGAUUGAUGCGAGAUGGGAAGCUUCCGCUGGAAACGCCCGUGGUGGUAUCCAAACUGGCUUUCAACGUCAUGCUUCCGGCGUACCUGUGCACGCGCGUCGCGGCGACGCUCUACAUGUCGCCUCUCACCAAGGCCCUGGCGGUGUUGCCCAUGAGUGCCGUGGCACAGGUCAUCUUCGGUUCUUUCAUCGGCGUCAUCGUCACCUCGGUCGUGAACAAGUUUUACGCGUACACAAAGUGGUAUAGCGUCGAGCCCAAGGACGACGCGGCGGAGGAAGAGCUCGUGCAGUUGAAGAAGGAAAAUAUGGAUAUGUCUCGUCUGGGCAUCGCCGCGUGCGCCUUCGGGAACACAUUCACCCUUCCGUUGGUGUUUUUGACCGAGGUGCUCGGUCGCGCGCGCGCGGACGAGACGGCGGGUUACAUCGCUCUGUACCUCAUCGGAUGGACGCCCGUUUUGUGGACUGUCGGCUUUUUAUUGAUCGCCGGCCCCGUCGCCGUGGCCGGGCUCAGCAAGGACGGGAGUAAGACGAGCGCGCUGAGGGACGCGUACCUGACCACGCGAGCGACUCUGCAAAGAAUCAGCAAGGAGCUCCUGAAUCCGCCGCUUCUCGGAAUCAUCGCCGGGGUGCUCAUCGGCGCGACGCCUUUGAAGGAAGUCUUCGUCGGCAACUUUAGCGAUGCGACGACUGAUUUCCCGGCCGCGUUGACCGCAGUCUCUGUCGUUCUUCGCGCGCUCUUCGAACUCGCGGCGAGCAUCGGUGCCGCCGCGCUUCCCGGUCAGAUGCUCGUCUUGGCGUCGAGUCUCGUGAAGAUUACGCCCGAGGACGUGGAGCGGAGACUGGCAAAGGCCGCAAAGGCGAAAGAAAAAGUGUCGACCGCGCCCGCGGAGUGCGAAGAAGAAGAUGAUUCCGAAGAGUGCGAGACGACGCAGAGAAAGAACUCGAUCAUUCUCGUAUUCGAGACGCUCGUUGGGGCUUUGCGAAGCGCCUUCGGCAUCUUCGGAGCCGUGUUCAACAAGAUGGGCGCGGGAUGGGAUUAUUUGUGCCGCCUCGAGUUGGCCGACGUGCAAGCGCUCGCUUCGGCGUGCUUAGUGCGCUUCGUUGCUCUGCCCGCGGCGUGCUUAUUUGGACUCCUCUUCCUUCGAGCGCUCAAUUCUCCUUGGUUCCCCACCGAUAGCAUGGCGGCGCUCGUGCUCCUCACAAUGUCCUGUAUGCCCGCGGCGCAAAACCUCGUCCUUCUCACGCAGCUUCGAGAGGCGACGCGACCGAUGGCGCCACGCUUGGCCGCGCUCAUGCUGCGUCAAUACGUUAUCGCGAUAGUUCCCGUCACAUUCUGGCUCACGGCGUUCACGAGCGCGGUAGCGUGA